Messenger RNA from Canariomyces notabilis, 1308 nucleotides. RefSeq lists its product as uncharacterized. Lineage: Eukaryota; Fungi; Ascomycota; Sordariomycetes; Sordariales; Chaetomiaceae. The transcript has 2 exons. Bases 191 to 1081 code for a protein of 296 amino acids. The record is from RefSeq and is a predicted model, not a curated record.
GUGACAUGCACUGUGUUGACGAGACAAGCGUCGGGCCCCUGGUGAGUCCCUGACAGAUCAGGUUCGAAGCGGCGCAACUUAAGGAUGACGAGAUCUCCGCGCUUGCGCUAUUCAUUCUGGUCCGUCAUCUGCCUUUUUUCCCCUUCUCCUCCCACCGCCACCGCCAUAUGAGUCCGAACACCACUGCACGAUGAGGACUUUCGGGUGGGCGGCCUUGGUGGUGUUCGUCUCCCAGCUCACCUUAGCCCAGGAUCGCAGAAGCUGCUACUACCCCAAUGGCGACUUGGCUCCCGGCGACUUUCCCUGUGACCCCAGUGCCGAGCACAGCGCCUGCUGCUUUGGAUGGACGGGCACAUCUUGCCUGAACAACAACCUGUGCAAGGGGUCCGACGAGAAGGUAAUACGGGGGUCGUGCACAGACAGCAAUUGGGAUUCGCCGGCAUGUCCCAAGUAUUGCUUCAAUCGGGACAAUGCCGGAAUCGACCUUAUACCGUGCUCCAACGUGACUCGCACCGACACGUCUUUCUGCUGUGACGGUAGCGUCGACUGCUGCGAUAGUGGGGUCGGCCGCUUCGAAGUUCUCCCUUCCAAACCGUCAGUUACGGCAACCUUCAACGCGAGGUCAGGCUAUCAGCUAGUCGGUGUUUCUACGACACGGAGUACCUCGGUCUCCAGAGGGACCACUUCGACAUUGUUAACUUCAACUUCCGAGUCUCCAACUUCGACUUCUGCAGGCACGGGUGCCGCAACAACGACUAGUGCCAGCAGCAGCCCCACGGCGGUCCCGUUGCAGACAGAAUCAUCGCCAGGCCUCUCCACAGCCGCGCAGGCGGGGAUUGGCGUCGGCGCGGCGGUCAUUGCCCUUCUCCUUGCUGCAGUGGUCUAUCUGCUCUGGAAACUGAAAAAGAAGAACCAAGGGCCUCCUCCAGGAGUCAACCCAGUGAUGUAUGCUAGCGAAAUGCCUGGAUCGGCCGUAUACAGUCCGACAAAGUGGCCAGUGGUGGAGAUGGACGGAAGGGUCAUGCAUUAUGGCAGGAACAACCAAGACUUCCAUGAGCUCCCUGUACCUACAGCCAGAUAACUCCAGUCGAAGCCGUGUACUUUAUACAUGUAAGCCGGGCAUACUACCAGUAACGAUAGCAUGCAUGCUGGCGUUUUGGAGGAUAGUUUGCUUUCAAUUUAGGGUUUUUCAGCUUAGAGUUGGAGAGUUUUGCUGAGAAUCCCAUGGGAUGCAUUUCGAGGGUUUCCCCUGGAUCUUUAACGCCUUGUUAGCAAAACAACUUGAAGUAUCGGAAUUGAAGUCCAUGC